This is a messenger RNA of Eremothecium cymbalariae DBVPG#7215, 549 nucleotides long. RefSeq names its product Smu2p (gene SMU2). Lineage: Eukaryota; Fungi; Ascomycota; Saccharomycetes; Saccharomycetales; Saccharomycetaceae. The transcript has a single exon. Bases 1 to 549 code for a protein of 182 amino acids. The record is from RefSeq and is a predicted model, not a curated record.
AUGUCACCCGUUCGAAGUCCUCUGCAGCCGAACAUUAGUAAAAAUAACGAGGUAUAUAGUAUAUCGUCCGCUAGCAAGGUGAAAGAUGAAGUCUGUAACCAGAGAAGAAGUUCAAACAAGAAAGUACAAGCACAAAAAAGUUUGAAAGUCGAUUUAAGGAGGCAACUUCAAUUAGAUCAAGCAAGUCACUUAUUCAGGAAUGGGUUCCAACUUCUGAUUUGUAAUAGGAAUUUUUCUAGUUACCGGUUUACAAUACGGAAUAUUCUGGGCAAAAAGGAAGUAAAAUUCACGGUAUAUGUUCCCAACGACUAUCCUGGUGCCUCCUUAAGGUUGAGUGAAUAUCCUGAAGUUGAAGAACGUGAAUACUCUGUACAACUUCGCACGUUAAUAUUUAACUUCAAUUGGAAAUGCAAACAAUGGAAUAAGGAAGAGAUUCCUAUUGCCUCCCAGCUUAACUAUUUGGUCUCGGAAUGGAAAAGAUUGCUCUUCACGGACUUUCUUAAGACUGAAGUUUUACGACAGAAUUUUUACAACAGUAUAACCAAAUAA